UUAGGGAAUAUUUGCGAGAUGUGGUCUUGGGGAUUUACGGAUUAGCGCAACUGUGUCCUAGCCUGGAGCUCCCGUGGAAAUUUCCAGAAGGGGGAAUAGGUUUGACAUUACUGGGGGACAGUCAGGAUCUUGUAGGUGGUGAGAGGGUGUCUGGUCAUUUACGGCAGCAGUAUGUUUCCUUUUUGCCGAUCUUUACAGAUAGUGCUGAAGACCCGGUUAGUAACCGGGUGAGCUCUGGGAUAUUUCUCCCCUGGUUUAAUGUUGAGUUGGGGAAGAGGCUGACAGAUGGGUUGUCCGUCUAUACAGCAGAAUUUAUGGCCAUUAUCGUCACUCUGCAUUGGGAUGAACGAGUUAAGCUGAAUAGAGCCGUGAUCCGCUCAGACUCUGCCUCGGCACUGCAGAGUUUGGAAUCGAAACGUUCAAGGGUCGGGGUUAGGAAUGGAAGUGAAUUAUAUGUUCUGGGGAGUGCGGGAAUAGUAUUCCAGUUUUGUUGGGUAAUUGCUCAUGUGGGUGUAUCGGGUAAUGAAUCGGCCUAUGUUCUCGCAAAACAGCCACUUACUAAGUCGGAGGCAGAAAUUAUAGUCAAUAUGGGAAAGUAUGAUCUCAAAUCUUGUAUUAGGUUGGUUGGGAUUGGGAAAUAGCAGAAAUUGUGGGAGAGGGAGGUGAUAGUAGAAUUUGUUUUCAUCAGUCCGGGGAGGCACCUUUUGGGAAGGACUAGGAGGGAAUAUGUGUGGUUGAUGAGACUGAGGUUUGGACAUAUGGGUUUGCACUCCACUUUGGCACUCGUUGCUAAGCAUGGGAAUGGGUGGUGUGAUUUUUGUAAGAUCCCAGAGACUGUGGAACAUGUGAUCAGGGUGUGAUAUACCACAGAUAUUUAUUAUAAUGUGGGAAGCUGUUUGGGCAAUUACUGGGGAGUUCUGGGGUGCCUAGUUUGCAGGAUAUUCUGGCACCUGAGGCAGGGACAGUUAAAUCGUGUGGGUCCCUGAUAAACUUUUUAUUUGAAACCGGUUUGGGAGUUUGGAUCUGAUCCCCAUCAUGGCUGCCUUCCUACUCCGUUACAGAAGGUGGCAGUAAUGCGAAGGAGCGAGCUGCCAUCAGCACAAAAGGAGAAGGAGGUAGGAUCGGGGCUCUGGGCGGGAGAUUCAUCAGCACCAGAGUCCGCACCACAAGUGAGAAACAAUUACUGUGAGCUCCGGACACACUGUGGCCCUGCAAACCCAGGACAGUCCCGGUCCUUUCCAUCUCCCCUAGCCCCUCUAUCCAUGCCCAGGCCCCGGAUAGAUGGGUCUCUCGUUAAUUGUUUUUUCUGGGUAUAGGGGCAGACAUGGGCGACACUUCUGGUGUUUCCCGACCAGUUUGUAGGGCGUGUUUGGAAACACAGAUGGAGGGAAUAGGAGUGGAUGGAUCUUUCUAAUACUGUGGAGCUCCAACUAUCUCAAUCCAAGGAUUCGGAACUCGGAACGAAAACCAAGUUGGUCUCUGAUAAAGUGUCUACCUUCCACUCAAUGAAAAUACCAAUUAGUGCUGCAUGGGGGAAAAAAACACCAAAAUCUGGUUAUGAAAGGAUCUAUAAAGCAAGUUUCUCCCAGACGGCUGAAUGCCCCGUUUGUGGUACAAACAAUUCAGCAGCUUCUCCAACCUGAAAAUGUAGACAGACAGCACUUGUUCUUCCUGGAAUGUGAGCCUGAACUUCACCAUCGGAUUGGCUGCACUUUCAGCAGUGCCAGAAGUAUUUUACAGAGCUUGCAGGUUAGAAACAGCAAAGGACGUGCGUAGGGGAAUCUCAAACACAACAACAAGGGAUGCUCUCAUUCAGCCAACCUGCUGAGAUCCCAGUGAGUUCACCGUGGGGAGAGAGGCCAUUCACCUGCUCCAUGUGUGGGAAGAAGUUCAUUCAGCCAAACCACAGAUGCGCCAGUGAGUUCACUGUGAAGAGAGAGGCCAUUCAUGAGUUCUGUGUGUGAGGUUCAUUUACUGUGCUGAUGUGACGACACACUAGUGAAUUCACAGUGGGGAGAGAGGCGAGUCACCUGCUCUAUGUGUGGGACGAGAUUCUCUUCCUGAGCUGAUCCAACGACUGAGCAGUGUGUUCAGUGCUGAGGGGGGCCAUUCACCUGCUCUGUGUGUAAGAAGAAAUCCACUCACUCAGCUGACCUGCAGAGUUCACCUUGGGGAGAGGUCAUUCACCUGCUCUGUGUGUGGGAGGGGAUCUAUUCUGUCAUCCAGUCUGAAGAUACAUCAGCAUGUUCACACCACAGUGAGAGGGUUCACCUGUUCUGACUGACAGAAGUGAUUCAUUCUGUCAUCCAAACUGAUGAUACGUCAGAAAAUUCACACCAGUGAGAGGCUGUUCACCUGCUCCGUGUCUGAGAGUAGAUUCAGUCACUCAGCUGACCCACAGACAGACCAGCGAGUUCACAAGGGAGAGAGACUUUUCAACUGUUCUGUGUGUAGGAAGACGUUCACUCAGUCAUCUGAUCUGUUGACUCAUGAACGAAUUCACACUCGGGAGAAGCCAUACAUCUGCUCAAGCAGUGGGAAGGAAUUCUCUCAGUCAUUUCAACUGAAGGUACACCAGCAAGUUCACACUGGAGAGAGACUGUUCUUCUGCUCUGACCGUGUGAAGGGAUUCACUCAGUCAUCCCACCUACAGACAAACCACUCAGUUCAUACUAGAGAGAUGCCAUUCAACUGCUCAGACUGUGGGAAGGGAUUCUCUCAGUCUUCUCAUCUGAAGGCACAUCAGCGAGUUCACACUGGGGAGAGGCCGUACACCUGCUCUGAUUGUGGGAAGGGAUUCACUCAAUCAUCUCAACUGAAGGUACAUCAGCGAGUUCACACUGGGGAGAGGCCAUUCACCUGCCCAGACUGUGGGAAGGGAUUCUCUCAGUCAUCUCAAUUGAAAGUACAUCAGCGAGUUCACACUGGGGAGAGACCAUUCACCUGCCCAGAGUGUGGGAAGGGUUUCUCUCAGUCCUCCCAACUACUGGCACACCAGUCAGUUCACACUGGAGAGAGGCCUUUCAUCUGCUCAGACUGUGGGAAGGGAUUUACUCUGUCAUCUCACCUACUGACACACCAGUCAGUUCACACUGGGGAGAGGCCAUUCACCUGCUCAGAAUGUGGGAAAAGAUUUUCCCGAUCAUCUCAACUGAAGGUACAUCAGCGAGUUCACACAGGAGAGAGGCCAUUUGCCUGCUCAGACUGUGGGAAGGGAUUCUCUCAGUUACCUCAACUGAAGGUGCAUCGGCGAGUUCAUACUGGGGAGAGGCCGUUCACCUGUUCAGACUGUGGGAAGGGAUUCACUCUGUCAUCUCACUUACUAGCACACCAGUCAACUCACACUGGGGAGAAGCCAUUCACCUGCUCAGACUGUGGUAAGGGUUUCUCUUGCUCAUCUCAACUGAAGGUACAUCAACGAGUUCACACAGGGGAGAGGCCAUUCACCUGCUCAGACUGUGGGAAGGGAUUCACUCAGUCCUUUCACUUGAAUGCACAUCAGCUGGUUCAUACUGGGGAGAGACCGUUCACCUGCUCUGAAUGUGGGAAGGGAUUCUCUCGGUCAUCCAACCUUGUAAAACACUACCGAGUUCACACUGGGAAAAAAGUUUAAUAAGCCGCUUGCUGGAUGUUUAACCAUCACAGUUGCUGAACCCAGAGGCAAGUUCAAAAGUGACUGUUGACGUUGAACUCUGUAAUUAUUGCUGCUGCUCAUCACACCCAGUUCUGUACCCUGGUCACUGGGCAUGGGAGGAGUUUCUUCUGCUGAUGUUCACCUUUAAUGGGACUGGAGUUUAAUAUUCUGGAUCUGUGACUAAUAAAUCAGUUCUAUUUUAAUCACUGUCUCAGGUACUGCAUGAAUCUACAUCACGCCCAGUGUACAGAAGGAAGUCAACACAGCCCAGCUGGUCCCUGUCAGUAUUUCUGUUCCAUGACACUCCUUUUAAAUCCAUCCGUGCUGUUCAUCUCUCGCUGUCCCUGUGAUGAUAGGUUUCAAACAGUCACCACUCUCUGGGUGCAAAGGUUUCCCUUGAAUUUCCUGCAGACGGAUGAAGAAGAUGAGCUGACUGCAAUUUGAUGGCAGAACUGAAAAAGCGUGUGUGAGCAAGGAGGCCUACAAACCUGACUCAGUUACACCAGUUCUGUCUGGAGGAAUGGAACAAAAUUCCAGUAAAUUACCGUGAGAAGCUUGUUGAAGGCUACCCAAAAUGUUUGACCCAAGUUAAACAAUUUAAAGGCAAGGCUACCAAAUACUAACAAAGUGUAUGUAAACUUCUGACCCACUGGGAAAGUAAUGAAAGAAAUAAAAGCCGAAAUAAAUCAUCCUCUCUACUAUUAUUCUGACAUUUAACAUUCUUAAAAUGAAGUAGUGAUCCUAAUUGACCUAAGACGGGGAAUGUUUUCUAGGAUUAAAUGUCAGGAAUUGUGAAAAACUGAGUUUAAAUGUAUUUGGCUAAGGUAUAUGUGAACUUCUGACUUCAACUGUACAUCAGUCAAUUUGCAGAGUUUGUUGUCUUUUGCAUACCUGUUAGUAUUGUGGGAUCUCAAAGAUUUUCUGAUCCCUGGGUUCUUUUGGGAGUCCAAGAAUGAGUGAAGACUUGUUUCUUCAUGAUCAUUUAAAAGUUUUUACAAAAAUUUUGUUUGAAAACUUGGAUGUAUUGGGUAUGCUCACAAGAAAAUGAAUCUCAGGGUUGUACAUGGUGUAUCUGUACUUUGUUAAUAAAUUUACUUUGAA
Molecule: messenger RNA, 4735 nt
Organism: Mobula hypostoma (lesser devil ray)
Lineage: Eukaryota; Metazoa; Chordata; Chondrichthyes; Myliobatiformes; Myliobatidae
Product: oocyte zinc finger protein XlCOF20-like
Exons: 3
Coding region: 2315-3613 (432 amino acids)
Biological process (GO): regulation of transcription by RNA polymerase II
Molecular function (GO): DNA-binding transcription factor activity, RNA polymerase II-specific; RNA polymerase II cis-regulatory region sequence-specific DNA binding
Source: RefSeq, a predicted model, not a curated record